AUGGAAACCAUCAAUGCAGAGAAAGCCAUCGGAAUCGCCAACAGUGCAGAAGGUAUCCUAAUCGCCACCAGCUCGUCCGCCAAGGGUGACAUGGUAGGCAUGGGAGGCAGCAUUAAGGACACCUAG
Talaromyces stipitatus ATCC 10500 is the source of this 126-nucleotide messenger RNA. RefSeq lists its product as uncharacterized. Bases 1 to 126 code for a protein of 41 amino acids. The record is from RefSeq and is a predicted model, not a curated record. The transcript has 2 exons. Lineage: Eukaryota; Fungi; Ascomycota; Eurotiomycetes; Eurotiales; Trichocomaceae.